AAGAAUCUUCUCUUCUUUCUCUGAAGAGCGCAUUGUACGUUCUAUGAUUAUGGCUAUGGAGAUAGGCGACCAACAAUUCAGAGACCUUACGUUAGAGUUUAAAGGGCAUGAAAUCAUGCUAAAAAUAGAGAGAGAAUCAUCAUCCUCUCUUUCUCUCAUUUUCCCUCCCUUUCCUUUCUUUCCAUCAUCAACAUUAUCAAGCCGGACAAAAGAUGAGCUUCAUUGACAUUCUAUUCAGAGUUGAUGAAAUCUGCAAGAAAUACGAUAAGUACGACAUGGACAAGCACCGCGAGCUUAAUGCCUAUGGCGAUGAUGCUUUCGCUCAACUCUAUGCCUGUGUCAAGUCUGACAUCGAGGCCGCUCUCCAUAAAUCUGAGUUGGCUGCAAUGGAGAAGAACAGGGCUUCUGGUACGGCAAUGAACGCAGAGGUUCGUAGGAUUAAGGCUCGAUUGAUGGAUGAACUUCCUAAGCCGAAAAAAUUGGCUCACAAGAAGGUCAAAGGGCUUUCAAAAGAAGAAAUAGGAAUCCCUCCUGAUCUGGUUCUUGCAUUGCCAGAGAGGAUACAAGCCAUACCAGAUGGGACCACAGUAGCAGCCAAACAAACUGGAGGAUGGGCAGGAUCAACACCUAAUAAAAAUGUCAAGUUUGACUCAUCAGAUGAACACCUUCAAGAUGAUUUUUUCCAACAAAGUGACGAAUCAAGUCAAUUUAGACACAAGUAUGAAAUGCGGAAUUUAAAACAGGAUCAAGGUCUUGAUUUUAUAUUGGAAGGAUUGGACACACUGAAGAAUUUGGCUCACGAUAUGAAUGAGAUUCUUUCUCUUAUUCAUGAAGAAUCUUUGAAGUAGCAUCUAAGGAGGAAGAACACUCAAAGGCAUCUCAAGAUGAAUCCAUGAUGAGAAAGAACAAGAUUAUGAAAGCUAAGACUCAAAGUAAAGGUAUGAAAGUCACAGAGUUAGAAAUUGAGUCUUAGGACUUAUAUAAAAAGAAUAGAUGAUAGUAUGAGUUAAAUGGAGCUCAAAAUUAAUUUUUUCUUUCAAUUACUUUAUAAAAUUUUUUCUCAUCAUGACCUUGGAUAUAUAA
Molecule: messenger RNA, 1083 nt
Organism: Hevea brasiliensis (rubber tree)
Lineage: Eukaryota; Viridiplantae; Streptophyta; Magnoliopsida; Malpighiales; Euphorbiaceae
Product: syntaxin-72-like
Exons: 6
Coding region: 213-848 (211 amino acids)
Source: RefSeq, a predicted model, not a curated record